GAUUCUGAUGUUCUGGCGGUAAGAGAGACGGGACAUCAAUCCCAAUGAGACGAAAGAGAAAUGCAUCCACCGAUAAGUCGGAGGUGCUACGGCUUACGUCAGAUGAGAUCAAUCAUAAGAAGCUACGUGUUCGUCAGCUUCAUAAGUUCACUAUCCUUCAUUACUCGCCCUUUAAGGCAGUGUGGGAUUGGUUUAUACUCCUCCUCGUAGUCUAUACAGCUAUCUUUACUCCAUACUCAGCAGCCUUCCUACUCAAAAAUGACGAAAAUAAGGCCAAGCUUAACAAGGAUGCUGAUACACGAGACGGCGACAGUCUCUCACAGAGUUACACCCAACCCUUGGUAUUCAUCGACAUGGUGGUCGACGUCAUGUUCAUCGUCGAUAUCUUCAUCAACUUCAGAACCACCUUCCUCGACGACUCCCUGGGUGAAGUCAUCUCAAACCCGUCGAAGAUAGCCAAGCAUUAUCUGAAGGGAUGGUUCGUGAUCGACGUCAUGGCCGCCAUCCCGUUCGAUCUCCUUCUCUUCUCCGUGGCAGCGGAUGAGAAAACGACGUCAGCAAUGAGUUUAUUAAAGACAGCUCGAUUGCUGAGAUUACUUCGUGUUGCUCGUCGUCUAGAUCAGUAUUCUCAGUUUGCUCCAGCCGUCGUGUGCCUACUCAUGUGUGCCUUCACCCUGGUCUCUCAUUGGAUGGCUUGUAUAUGGUACGCUAUCGGGGAACAACAAAGACCAGAAAUACAGUAUGGCUGGCUAGACAUGUUAGCGCAAGAUUUAUUUACUCCGUAUACGAAUGCAUCGACAGGUGGUCCGUCAUUAAAAGAUAAAUACGUCUCAUCUCUAUACUUUACGUUAACCACACUAACCACGGUGGGGUUCGGUAAUAUAGCGCCCUCAACGGACGCAGAGAAAUUAUUCGCCAUCUGUAUGAUGCUUAUAGGAUCCCUUAUGUUCGCGUGUAUCUUCGGGAACAUGACGGCGAUCAUUGAGCGUCUCUACGCCGGUAUAUCCCGGUAUCAGCAGCAGCUCAACCUGGUCAAAGAGUUCGUCAAGUUUCACAAUGUACCCAAUCCGUUACAGAGUCGACUCAAGGAGUAUUUCAAACACGCUUGGGUUUAUAUGAACGGAAAUGACUUCCAUGAAGUCGCUGAGGUUAUGGCCGACUUUCCUGAUUUUCUUCAAGCUGAUAUAUCACUUCAUUUAAAUCGUAAUCUUCUCAAAGAAUCCAACGCAUUUCGAGGCGUAAACCACGGAUGUUUACGAGCGUUAUCCAUGAAAUUCAAGACAACGCACACAGCUCCUGGUGAUAUAUUAAUACACAAAGGCGACUCGUUGAAUAUCAUGUACUUUAUAUCGAGAGGAUCCCUGGAAAUUUUACAGGGAAACCUUGUUUUAGCAAUUUUAGGAAAGAACGAUGUUGUAGGAGAGAAUUUCUGUACGUGCGAGGAUGUAGGGAGGUCAAAGGGCACCGUGAGGGCAUUGACCUACUGUGACCUGGUGACCUUAGCAAGGGAUGAUCUGAUGGAUGUGAUCAGGUCAUAUCCAGACUUCAAAGAACAUUUUGCAGAGAAGGUUGAAAUCACCAUGGAUAUGAGAGAUUAUGAUCCAUCUGAGAGGCGACCCUCAGCGGUUCCUGAGAAAGACCUUGAGGCUGACAAGACAACAACACCUCCAAAGAAAACUUCAAGUACACGAAACAACUUGUCAGUUAGCAAUACCAGGUUAACUAUCACACCUAUGCAAAGCUCUGAGAACCUUCAGACUAUCUAUCGCGCUACAUCACCCAGUACUAGGAGACGCUUCAGGAAACGAAGUGAGAAGUCAAGAUCCGCGUCACAAGAAUCUUCCAAGCGUACCACGGUCGACAUCGAGAUGAAUCGACUGAACGCUGACGACGACGAGGAGGAAGACGAAGGCGAAGAUGCUCCGAUGAUUCCUAAACACACCAGCAGUCCUCGUGCUCCACAAAAACGUGAAUCCAUUCCUCAUAGCCCUCUCAAAGAGACUCAGUAUAUGGCAGCAUCAGAACCACAACUUGCUGAGACAAAACAGAGAGGGCGUGUGUCAGGCGGGCUGGGGAUUAGAGGAACGCCAGAGGGUGCUCCAACUAGUUCAUCAACGGGACAAAUUGCACCCUCAGCAGUACAUAUUGUGGAUGCGAACAAACUUGUGUGUGAUAGAGCAGUGCAUAACAAAAUAGAUGAGCUUUAUCUGCAGCUGGAUAAUAUUGAGAGAAGUUUUGAUGAGAAGAGGAACGAGAUCAUUGAUGUUUUGUUGAAAGAACAAAAGCAGAAAGAAAUGGCGGUGAUUGCACAGACCAUGCAACAAGAUGCCCAAACAUUGCUUCAUAAUAUCAUGCCGUCCACCAAUACCAAUCAGCAGAUUCCCAGUGUGUCGAAUCGUGUCCCUGCCACAUUGGCAUCUGUUAUUACAGGAAACAAUGGCACGUCCAACGAUUUACACGAUGUGGAUAGACUCCUAAGCCAGCCGUUUCCAGGUGAUCAACCGGUGGAUGUUCCAGUCCUGCUACCGGAAUCGAAUUCCCAUUCAAUGCCUCGUCAACAAUCCAUGUAUUCCUCAAACACUAUGCCACGUGUCAAGAAAUGUGAGCAACCGAGCGAGUCGUACACGGAAACACAAACAUUACAUCGGCAAUCACGCUCUCCGCGUUCGGACAAGCGAUCGUCGUCGACGCGCUCGCAACGUCCAAGCUCUGCAUCCGGCCGCGUCUCAACAGCACAUCGCUCUGUUUCUGGCCACAACCUUCAGGCUGCCUCAUCGACUCCGUCUGUAAGCGGCAGGCUAUCUACGGACACACCUGAAGAUAUAUGGCUAGAACGAACGGAUAAUAGAAAGAAAAAGGAUGACUCGAUCAUUUCGUCAACGUAUUGCUAA
Strongylocentrotus purpuratus (purple sea urchin) is the source of this 2891-nucleotide messenger RNA. Its product is annotated as potassium voltage-gated channel unc-103-like. The transcript has 11 exons. The coding region runs from base 45 to 2891 and encodes 948 amino acids. Gene Ontology annotation, molecular function: inward rectifier potassium channel activity. Gene Ontology annotation, cellular component: membrane. The record is from RefSeq and is a predicted model, not a curated record. Lineage: Eukaryota; Metazoa; Echinodermata; Echinoidea; Camarodonta; Strongylocentrotidae. Gene Ontology annotation, biological process: potassium ion transmembrane transport; membrane repolarization during action potential.